Messenger RNA from Westerdykella ornata, 1090 nucleotides. RefSeq lists its product as uncharacterized. The record is from RefSeq and is a predicted model, not a curated record. Lineage: Eukaryota; Fungi; Ascomycota; Dothideomycetes; Pleosporales; Sporormiaceae. The transcript has a single exon. Bases 8 to 952 code for a protein of 314 amino acids.
CUCAAAAAUGGCAGGGUCUGCUAAAAGGCCUCCAAGCGCGCGUUGGAAAUCGUAUGAGGGAUGGGAUUAUAAUGGAAUGAAACAGCGACUGGAACAGUUUAUGGAAAGCAUUGACAAACAGGCCCUUUGUAAUCACGUCGAAGAAGUUACGCAAAAGAAGGCUCACAUGAGCGAGCCCUUCUCUGCUGGGCAGUUCUGGUGUUGCUUCGAGUUCGUCCUGGAGGACCAGAGCUUGGUUAUCGGGCGCGUACGACUCCCGAGGCAUCCUAGCAGCAAUGGGACAAUUACAGAGAGCUCCGAGUCGUACGCCAUACAGUGCGAGGUGGCCACCAUGUCAUUCCUUCAGGCUAAUGCUCCUAAAGUGCCAUCACCGAGGCUUUACGCCUACGCGCCUCCGGGCUCGCAACAAGCUAAAGCUGUUGGCGCAUGCUAUAUGUUGAUUGAGGGUUUCUACGGUAACACACUGCAAGAUGUGCAGUUCGAUAUCUGCGAUCUUCCGCUGCACACACAGGAGUAUAUCAUAGCGCAGUGGACUUCCAUUCAAACCGAAUUGGCAACGUUCAGCUUUCCAAAGAUUGAAUCGAUCUCCCACUUCAAUGGUGCUGAGCCAACCAUCGGUCCAUUAGGCGCAGCAGUAGCAGAGGGUUUUCCAAGACCAGGCCCUUUUAACAGUACUCACGAGUACUUCACGGCCGUCGGACAGUCAAGAUACACUCUUGCUCGCAAGGCGGCCUUGGAGGAUCCGGAAUACGAUCGCUUCACACUUUUGGGCACCUCCAUCUUCCGCGACAUCGUUUCCCUGACCGAGUUAUUCAAGGACGAGAGCACGCUGUUUCAGCUCAACCAUAUGGACUUGGGGACCCAGAAUAUUCUUGUUGACGAAGAUUACAACUUCCUUGCUCCGUGCCAUAAUCGACUGGGAGUUUGCGCAAACCGCGCCUUGUUCAAGUGAACCAUUACCCAAUGCCCUUCCCCUUACUGUCAUCCGAUGCCGAAAUCGCAGACAUCCUAUGGUCGUAAGAGAAAUCUUAUGCAACGGCACACCAGUAAAGAAGCAAAUCCAGCGCUUUUGUGAAUGCUACUAUUCAGC